Puccinia graminis f. sp. tritici CRL 75-36-700-3 is the source of this 684-nucleotide messenger RNA. RefSeq lists its product as uncharacterized. Lineage: Eukaryota; Fungi; Basidiomycota; Pucciniomycetes; Pucciniales; Pucciniaceae. The transcript is spliced from 7 exons. The record is from RefSeq and is a predicted model, not a curated record. The coding region runs from base 1 to 684 and encodes 227 amino acids.
AUGACCCCUGAUAUACAAGUGUCAGAAUGCGGCCACAACACUCGGCUUGCAUAUCCAAAAGUUCAGCUGUUUGCUUAUUUUGAGGUCAAACAUGCCGAUGAUUGUUAUCAUGGAUGUCCAUACGGAAACUGUCAUGCUUUCACUACGUUCCCCCAACCUGAUGAUCUCGAGCCGUCGUAUACGGAUGGCCAUAGCUUCUUUUGGCACAACCUCGGCGGCCGUCCAGGUUCUGGUGUUAAGCCGAUCUCCAAUCCGACCAGUGGAGCGUACGGAUGGGAAGAUAGUAUCAGUGGCGGGUAUCAUGACGGCAAGCCGGAUUAUUCUAGGAUGCAGAAGGACCACGAUGAGCACUACCCUCUGUGGGCUCAAAGGAAAAGCGCAUUGAAGCCUUGGCCGGCAGACGCGGCUCAGCGUUUUGACAAUGGCCAACCUUAUCCUUAUCAACCAAAAUGUGGACGCCCAUGCGAGCCCAACAAGGAUCCUGGUUCCACACCGGGAGCUUAUGGGAACUACCAUCCUGCGCCUUCCUCAGAAUACUUUCCUCCCAAAGAUUGGACAGGAAGCUGCGACGACAAUUACUUGAAAUCGCUUUCAACUAGUCAACUAGGCCGCAAAAAUUCGACUUCUAGGAGCCGUGUGCUAGCUCGGCGAUAUCGAAACAGGAGUACUUGGGUGGUCCCGUAG